This is a messenger RNA of Hordeum vulgare subsp. vulgare (domesticated barley), 1267 nucleotides long. RefSeq lists its product as uncharacterized. Bases 113 to 1006 code for a protein of 297 amino acids. The record is from RefSeq and is a predicted model, not a curated record. Gene Ontology annotation, molecular function: uroporphyrinogen-III synthase activity. The transcript has a single exon. Gene Ontology annotation, biological process: tetrapyrrole biosynthetic process. NCBI's taxonomy places the organism in Eukaryota, Viridiplantae, Streptophyta, Magnoliopsida, Poales, Poaceae.
UGACGGUCGGUGGUGUUCACUGCGAUUCUGAACUCUGAACUGUAUGUACUACUGAAAGGCAGUUGAAGUGCACGUGAUAGAAGAGACACUGGAUAUCCUUCAGUUUCAGAUAAUGGCGCAGCCGGAGGCCCUCUCGCUCGCGGGCCGGCGGGUGGCGUUCACGACGCCGCAGACCACCGGCGGGGGCGGCGGGGAAGGAUACGGCGGCCGGCUCGGCGCGCUGCUGCGGCAGCGCGGCGCGCACCCGCUCCCCGUGCCCACCAUCGCCAUCCGCGCCCACGAGCCCGACCGCCUCCGCCCCUACCUCCUGCCGGGCGCCCUCGACCCUUUCGCGGCGCUCGCCUUCACGUCCCGCUCCGGCAUCGCCGCCUUCUCCCGCGUCCUCCCCUCCUCCUCCGCCCAGCUUCCCCUCUCCGGCUCCGCUUCCGCGACCCCCUUCACCGUCGCGGCACUCGGCAGCGACGCGGACCUCCUGGACGGCGCCUUCCUCGCCAGGCUCUGCCGCGACGCCGGGAGGGUGGCCGUCCUCGUCCCGGACGUCCCCACCCCCGCCGGCCUCGUGGAGGCGCUGGGGCGCGGGUUCGGCCGCCGCGUGCUCUGCCCCGUGCCCGACGUCGACGGCCUCCGCGAGCCGCCCGUCGUGCCCGACUUCCUCGCCCGGCUCGACGCGGCCGGGUGGGCGGCCGAGCGCGCGCCGGCGUACACCACUUGCUGGGUCGGCCCGGGCUGCGCCGAGGGGCUUGUGGCCCCGGACGCCGCCGCGCCCGACGCCAUCGUGUUCACCAGCUCGGCUGAGGUAGAGGGACUGCUCAAGGGGCUGGACGCCGCGGGGUGGAGCUGGCCGCGGCUCAGGGCGCGAUGGCCAGACAUGGUCGUGGCCGCGCAUGGGCCGGUCACCGCCGAGGGCGUCAGGAGGCUCGGCAUUGAGGUGGACGUCGUCAGCUCGAGGUUUAGCAGCUUCCAUGGGGUUCUCGAUGCUCUCGCUGCAGCAUUUUGCUCCCAAUAAUUAAAUAUUAGCUUCAGGUUUAGUGCUUGAUCACGUUGAUGUUAUUGACGAAAAUUUAGAUGCCUAUAGUCUCAAAGAGUCACAAAUUGUCAAGUUGAUGGAAUGGACAAAAAUAUUCAGUCAGCAAACUUGUUGCUAUUUCACACCAACCUGUCACCUAGAUAUCUUUAGAAUGUACUGUAAAUCUGCAUUCUACCAACCCAGCUUUGUACCUGUUAAUAACUGUGAUCACAAAAAUGUGGUAGUGAACCAUUCUUGAUC